Amorphotheca resinae ATCC 22711 is the source of this 1785-nucleotide messenger RNA. RefSeq names its product glycoside hydrolase family 20 protein. The transcript is spliced from 2 exons. The record is from RefSeq and is a predicted model, not a curated record. The coding region runs from base 1 to 1785 and encodes 594 amino acids. Gene Ontology annotation, cellular component: membrane. NCBI's taxonomy places the organism in Eukaryota, Fungi, Ascomycota, Leotiomycetes, Helotiales, Amorphothecaceae. Gene Ontology annotation, molecular function: beta-N-acetylhexosaminidase activity. Gene Ontology annotation, biological process: carbohydrate metabolic process; glycosaminoglycan metabolic process.
AUGUGGUCUCCGAUCUACCUAGUGUUUGCUCUGUGUUCUGAAGUUCGUGCUGUGUGGCCGGCGCCUCAAUCAUUCACGAGUGGGAACUCGGUUUUGUGGAUAGAACGAGAUGUUAGAGUCACUUAUAAUGGUGAAAGUGUAUGGUGGAAUUCCUUUCUUGAUGCCUCUAAUAGCCAAACCGAGCAGAAGGUGUUGGGUUCACAGAACUCCCAAGCACCCGGGCACGGCGCCUUCACCAGUUCCUCAGUAGUGCAAUCAGCAGUAUCCCGGGCCCUCCAGACUAUAUUCACGCAAAGUCUGGUUCCUUGGAAAUUGGUAGCACGCAACGAACUUGCAAAAUUCGAGCCACUGGCAAAUGGAGUUCGCAAUUUCAUCAGCUGUCUCAAUAUUACCCAGACCGGCACCGAUACCACUUUCAAACCCUUAGCUGGUGAGGUCGAUGAGUCUUACAACUUAUCCAUUUCCGAACAGGGGAUAGCAGAGAUCUCCGCAGUCUCGUCAUAUGGAGUGCUCCAUGGCCUGCAAACCUUCGUUCAGCUGUUCUAUCAGCAUUCCACCAAUCGCGGUAUCUAUACCAACAUGGCCCCCGUUUCGAUCAUCGAUGGCCCAAAAUUCCAACAUCGAGGAUUGAACAUGGAUGUGUCAAGAAAUUGGUAUCCGAAAGCAGAUAUUCUGAGAACCAUCGAUGCGCUCUCUUGGAAUAAGUUUAAUCGUCUUCACUUGCACAUGACCGAUUCCCAGUCUUGGCCGAUGGAUAUCCCUGCCCUACCUUUACUGGCACAAAAGGGGGCGUAUCAAAUCGGGCUCUCUUACAGUCCAGCAGAUAUUGAAGAAAUCCAGACUUACGCAGUUCAACGUGGUGUUGAAGUCAUCAUUGAAUUCGACAUGCCUGGACACACAACUGCUAUUGGUCUUGGCUAUCCAGAGCUCAUCGCAGCAUUCGACGCGCAUCCUUGGAGAACUUAUUGUGCCGAACCUCCUUGCGGGACAUUGCAGCUUAAUAAUAGUGCAACCGCGCCCUUCAUGGAGACCCUAUUCGGCGACGUCCUGCCAAGGAUUGCACCUUACUCCUCAUACUUCCACACGGGAGGAGAUGAGGUGAACGCCCAGGCCUAUCUACUGGACCCCACAGUCAGAUCCAAUGACAAGACAGUCAUAGGUCACUUGAUUCAAAAAUUGGUUGAUCGUAACCACGCUCAGAUCCGUGCAGCUGGGCUCGCACCUAUCGUCUGGGAAGAGAUGCUCCUGGAUUGGAAUCUCACUCUCGGGGAGGAUGUUAUUGUUCAGACCUGGCUUAGUGAUGCCUCGGUCGCCUCGGUCACAGCUGCUGGACACAAGGCGCUGGCUGGCAACUACAAUUUCUGGUAUUUGGAUUGCGGCAAAGGCGAGUGGCUUAACUUUGGUAACGGAGCCUCGUUUCAGGAGAACUACCCUUUCUUGGAUUACUGCUCACCAACGAAGAAUUGGCGUUUGAUCUACUCAUAUGACCCCCUUGGCGGCGUGCCUGUAGCUCAGCACCAUCUAGUACUGGGAGGUGAGGUCCAUAUCUGGUCUGAGCAGACCGACCCGGUCAACUUUGAUGGUGUGGUUUGGCCCAGAGCGAGUGCUGCAGGCGAAGUUCUAUGGUCAGGACGACAGGAUGCUAGGGGACAAAACAGGAGCCAGCUUACAGCCGCCCCCAGACUGGCGGAGAUGCGGGAGCGCAUGGUGAAUAGGGAGGUUCGUGCCGGACCAGUGCAGAUGGUCUUCUGCACCCAACACAAUGCAACAGAGUGUUCUGUAUAG